GCCUUAAAGGGAAAGAAAACUACAGUUCAACAAAUUCACUUUUGGUUUCCAAAAGACGUGAGCAGGAAGGAAUCGGAAGGAACAGGCUUGUGGGCCUGAGGAGGGAUAGAAGGUGCUCCCCAGCCCUUCAGCCUCUGGAGAAAGGCUAGCCCUCCUUACAGGGCAAGGCGGAAGCCGGGAGAAUUUAUCCCGAGGGGCCGCCUGGGCUGAUAGAGAUGGCACUCUUUCAGACCCUGUAUGACACCCCGGCAGACAUGUUGUCUGCCUUCGUGGAGCAGAACCUUAAGCCCGAGGGGAACUGGAAGGAGGAAGUGAAGGAUGCCUGGCAGAGAAUUGAGCGUUUCUUCCGGGAACAGUGCUUCCGAGAUGAGCUGGUUCUAGACCAGGAAGUCAGGGUGCUGAAGGUGGUGAAGGGUGGCUCCUCUGGGAAGGGAACGACGUUGAACUACAGCUCCGAUGUGGACAUGGUCUUGUUCUUGAGCUGUUUCCCCAGCUUCCAAGACCAGGCAGAGCACCGCGGAUUGAUCAUCAGCUUCAUCGAGGAGAGACUGACUCAGUACAGCAGGAACCUGGCCUACAGCAUCACCAUGGUCCCGCGGAGAGAGAUGAGCAGGGUCCCCCGCUCCCUGUCCUUCCAGGUCCAGCCCAGGAGGAACAGUGAAGCCAUUGGAGUGGAUGUGCUCCCGGCCUAUGAUGCUCUGGGACAUUUUUGCCCGGACUCUAAACCCUCACCGGAAAUCUAUGAACACUUAAUAACCAGUGGUGCCACGCCUGGAGAGUUCUCGCCAAGCUUCACAGAGUUGCAGAGGCACUUCGUGAAAAGUCGACCUGUUAAGCUAAAGGACCUCCUGCGGCUGGUGAAACACUGGUAUCUGCAGUACUUGAAACCUAAAUAUCAAAACUCAGCAUUGCCCCCAAAAUAUGCUCUGGAGCUACUGACCAUCUAUGCCUGGGAAAUAGGUACAGGCAAAAGCGACAGCUUCAACCUGGGUGAAGGGUUUAGAGCUGUGAUGGAACUCCUCAUAGAUUAUGAAAACAUCUGCAUAUAUUGGACCAAGUACUAUGAUUUCCAAAAUGAGACUGUCAGAAUCUAUCUCAAACAACAGUUGAAGGAAUGCAGGCCAGUUAUCCUGGACCCAGCUGAUCCUACCAACAACCUGGGAAGUAAAAAGAGAUGGGACCUGGUGGCCAGAGAAGCUGUUCACUGCCUGAGGCAGGCCUGCUGCUGGACUGAAGACCCCAGCCAGCGCUGGCAUGUACAGCCAGCAAGGAAUGUCCAGGUGACGGUGAAAAAGGCAGGAGAGGAGGCCUGGAUAUUCUCAGUGAACCCCUACCGUCCCAUCCGGAAGAUGAAAGCCAAGAUCAAGAGGACAUGGGGCUUCAGCGGGCAACAGCGUCUCUCCUUCCAGGAGCCGGGAGGGGAGCGGCAUCUGCUCAGCAACCGGCAGACAUUAGCAUAUUAUGGGAUCUUCUCUAAGGUGAGCGUCCGGGUGCUGGAGACCUUCCCUCCUGAGAUCCAGGUCUUCGUGAAGGACUCUAGUGGUCAGAGCAAGCCUUAUGCCGUCCACCCUGAGGACUCCAUCCGUGACUUGAAAGAAAAGAUUGAGGAAGGUGGAGGACCUUACAUGGAGGAUCAGGUACUAAAGUUCCAGAAUCGGAUACUAUGGAAUCACCGCAGCCUCUCAGACCUGCAGAUCAAAGACUGUGACACUAUCAUACUCGUGAAGAGAAACUGAGUAAGGAAAGGGUUAAUGUAUAGGCAGGGAGAGAUAGGGGGUCCCUGGCUAGGCUCUGAGACUAUUCCUGGCAGGCAGAAGCACUAAGACAGAGUGAACAAGAGAUAAGGGAACAGACCAUCUGGCCUGGGAUGGUCGGCAGUAUUUUUCUUUGGCAGCUCCAGUAUCAUAGAAAAUGACCAAACCUCAAAGAAGUGAGUCAUUAAGGGUGUUAUCAAUAGUCCAUGCUCAAACCAAGACUGCACAAGAAACUCAAGGUCAUAAGUUUCCCAGUCAGUUCUCAAUAAAAAACCAGCCCACAAUGAAUCAUGGAACACUACAUCAAAAACUAAUGAUGUAAUGCAUGGUGAUUAACAUAACAAUAAAAAAUUAAAAAAUAAAAAUAAAUAUCAUCUUUAAAAAAAAAAACAAACCAGCCUACAAGCCCUCAGUGGCAACCCCAUCGAGACCCCUCUCACUCCUGAGAGCUUUUUCUGUACGCUUGCUUAAUAAAACUCUAUCACUUUACUCACCCUCCUUUGUCCACGAGAUUCAUUCUUCAACUCCGUGAAACAAGAACCUAGCUCUCCCAUUUCAAAGCCACAGGUCCCCAGGAGUGCCCAUGGUCAGGCUGCACAUGAUGUAGACUUCUAUGGCUCUGUUCCCCCACCCACCCCUUUUCCACCCAGACCGCUGUGAUUUUCGGAAGCAUAAAUAUGAAUGUACCCUUCCCUGCAUGACGUCCUCCAAUGGCUCCUAUUACCUGUAGAAUAAAGUUCAAGUUCUUUUGCUUGGCCUUCAAGGUCUUUGACAAUUGAGCCCUUGCUUACUUCUCAAUCUCUCCUCAUCACUCUCAAAACACACCAGAUGUGCCCAAACUCUUGCAGCUCCUGAGCACUGAAUGCCGGAUCGUGACACUGUGACCUACUCAACUAUCCCUUUCCCUCGUGUUUCCAUCUGUCAACCCUCAAAGCUCUAAGUCAUUAUUCUCCAAGUAUGGACCCCAGACCAGCAGAAUCAGCACAUCACCUGGGAAUGUCUUAGAAAUGAAAAUUCUCAACAACUAUCCCAGAUUUACCUGAGUCAGGUUCUCUGGUAGUGGGGCUCAGCAAUCUGUGUCUUAACAAGCUGUCCAAGUAAUUCUGGUGCGUGCUCAAGUUUGAGAACCAUGGCUAGAAGCCCCAUCCAGCCAACCGCGUCAUUUCCUGGCCCAACACCCAAUUCAAACUUCCGUGAAAGCACUUGGGCCCCUCACUGUGUUCCUUUGUUGGAUUAUCGGUCUCCCUGGUCUAAUGAGACUUGACAAGUGCCUUAUUCCUUUGUCCCCGUGGUCUAGAAUGCUACCCGCCUGGUGCACGUGUUCAGCACAUGCUUGCUGAAGAAACGAAUGAACCAAAGAAUGACUUUGAAUUCUUCCCUAUUAUCUUUGUGAGGGUCUCAGUCCAAUGCUAUUUUGGAGACCACAUGGUUUGGGAUGACCCCUGCUGUGUCUCAUUCUUUGAUUGCCCACACUCACCCAUAUACACCCCAUGCUGUAGUGGGUACACCAGGCUAUGCUCCGACCCAAAAGCUUCACUCAUCUGUCCAAACCGAAUUGGACCAAGAGCGAUCAGCUGACCUAGCGUAGACUCCCAUCUACUGGUUUUAUUUAGCCUCUCAGAUUUUGAGCCCUGAGGGGUGGAGCCAAGUACAGUACUUCCUGGUAUAGUUAAACGAGGGUGAAUGUCUAAGCAGAAAUGCGGUCGGAAGACAGCAGCCCAAGCUCCAGUCUACAUAUGAGUAAAAAUACCUCCCCCCGCACAGAGAAUGGAGCCACGCAAAGCAAGAGAGAAUCAAAAGCGCUCACACAGCCCCAGAGAGAGACACUGUAGGGUGCUGUGACAACUGCCUGCUUUUUAAAAAAAUCAAAUUCCCCUAUAUCCUUUCAUCGACCUAAAUUGAAUGAACACCUACUCAUUGAGUGAAUGUGAGUAGGUGGGGUAUUUUUUUUGCCCCAAAAGCCUUGACUAAGAUCUGCUUCUGCAACUCAAUAAUUUUUUUUUCUAUUCCUCACUAAAUUAAUAAUUCCGUGCAUCUGCAUGGCAUUGACACCAAGAGUCUCUAUCGACACAAUGUCAUUGGAUUCCUAUCCUCACAGCUGCCCGGAAACUUAGGUGGAAGAGUAGGAAUGAUGCCCUCUCUCCCUUCUUACAGAUGAGAAUACCGAGGCUUAGAGGUAUUCUACACUGCGCCCUUCCCAGUCUUUCCUUCCUGUCUCACUUAAGGACAAUUCCAUCCUUGCAGUUGUCAAGACCAAAGCCUCGGAGUGGUCCUUGAGUCCAGCCUUGGCCUCACAUCAUAUUCUAUCCGUUAGCAAGACCUGUUUAUAUUCAAAAUAGAAGCAGUGAAAUGAUGUGACGUCUAGGAUUCACGCUUAAAUAACACGGGAGAGGAGAUGUGGAUGUGAGUAUAAUUGAAAGAUUGUCUGCAGUUUUGUUGCAGGAUUGCUGGGUUCUUGUCUCACCGAGUUGAAGGAUGAAUCUCACGGACACAAAAGGUUGAAGUGAAGUGAAAGUUUAUUAAGUGAAGGUGAGAGCAGGAAUGGAAAGAAAAAGUUCUCAGGAGUGAGAGGGGUCCUGCACCGGUUGCCACUGAGGAUUUUUAGGGCUGGUCUUUUAUUGAAAACUUGACCAGGAAGCUUGUGGCCUUGAGAUUCUUGGGCCGUCUUGGGUUGGGCAAGGACUAUUGAUAACACCCUUCAUGACUUAUUUCUUUGAGAUCUGGUCAUUUUCUGUGAUUACACUGUAGCGGCCAAAGAAUCUUACUCGCUAACAUUCGGGGCCAGGUGGUCUGGUCUGUUCCCUUAUCUCUGGUUCACCCUGUCUUAGAGCUUCUGCCUGCUAGGAAUAGUCUCAGAGCCUAGUCAGGGGUUCCCUGUCUCUCCCUACCUAGACCUUAACCCUUUCCUUACUCAGUUUGAUAAUUGUGGAAGCUGUGUGAUGGUCCACAGAGGUUCCUUUUAUUAUUCCACUUUUGUUUAUGUU
Mirounga angustirostris (Northern elephant seal) is the source of this 4738-nucleotide messenger RNA. RefSeq names its product 2'-5'-oligoadenylate synthase-like protein 2. Gene Ontology annotation, molecular function: protein binding; 2'-5'-oligoadenylate synthetase activity; double-stranded RNA binding. The record is from RefSeq and is a predicted model, not a curated record. NCBI's taxonomy places the organism in Eukaryota, Metazoa, Chordata, Mammalia, Carnivora, Phocidae. The coding region runs from base 216 to 1736 and encodes 506 amino acids. Gene Ontology annotation, biological process: regulation of ribonuclease activity; negative regulation of viral genome replication; defense response to virus. The transcript is spliced from 6 exons. Gene Ontology annotation, cellular component: nucleoplasm; cytosol; membrane.